Sipha flava (yellow sugarcane aphid) is the source of this 1711-nucleotide messenger RNA. RefSeq names its product endoribonuclease rege-1-like. The coding region runs from base 320 to 1651 and encodes 443 amino acids. The record is from RefSeq and is a predicted model, not a curated record. Lineage: Eukaryota; Metazoa; Arthropoda; Insecta; Hemiptera; Aphididae. The transcript is spliced from 6 exons. Gene Ontology annotation, molecular function: mRNA binding; RNA endonuclease activity. Gene Ontology annotation, cellular component: nucleus; cytoplasmic ribonucleoprotein granule.
GCAAAUUAUAUUUAAUCCCGAGAACUUCAAUUUUCAUGGUACACAUUAACCGUCGAUCAAAUUGCCGUUCAAGCUCACGCUUAAUUUUAAUAAUAUUGGCGCUUGAAUUUCGCGUCGUACUUCGUUUUUGGCAGCGUACUAUCUUCUAGUAGGUUCUUCUACUGAUUACUUAUUAAUCAUAAGUAUUGGCUGUAUAAAAUAUAGCCAAUCAGUUAUAUGCGUCCAAGUACUACUUAGUUAUACAUUUUGUUAUCUUAUUUCGUAACUGCUAUACCUUUUGUAUUCAACGGUUUGAACAAAUUCACAACGUUUUUCGAUCAUGGGAAGAGUAUUGAGGAAGAAAACCAAGAAUAUAGGUUCAGUCCCUACGCAGGUUUUGAAUUCCUCAAAAAAAACACGCAAGUCUAAAACUAAUAUCACUCUUGCCAAAACAAAAAAACUUACAAAGCAUGUUCAAAUCAAUAAUGAAUUGAAUGAAAAUGUUAAUUCUUCAAUUGAGGUGAUAGAAACUGAAGAUAAUUCUUUUCCUCUUAAUGAUAAACUUAAAAAUAUGAAUACUGUCGAUUCCAAAGCAAAAAUGGCAAUUAAUACAAGUAUUGAUGUCAUAGAUAUCACUAAUUCAACUAUUUAUGACAGUAAUUAUGAAAAUUCUAAAAAAAUUAACUUAAAUUUAGAAAAUGAUGGUAUAAUUGAUUUAACUGAUACAACCAUUAUUUCUAAUAAUGUAAAUGAACAUGUAAAUUCUCUUCAAUCUAAGUGCAUGCUUAGUAUUAAUGAUGAUGAUGAUGAUAUUCAAAUUAUUGAACAUAAUCCAAUUGAAAUUAUUAUAUCAGAUGAUAGUGAUGAUGAUGAAAACAUAAUACAUCUUACAUCUGUUAAGAAACCUAUAGGUCUUAAAUCUAUAGAAAAACACCUUAGUAUUCCUAAUAGUUCAAAAGGUAUCAUGAAAAAAAAAUACAAUAGUCCUUUAAGAAAUAGAAAACAUUUAAAAGGUAAAUCGAGUGAUAAUCAUUUACCAAUCAACUUAGGUGCAUUCAUUAUUGAUAAACAAAGAAUCUCAAAUUAUUCAAAAAAAUGUGAUUCAUAUCAAUUUAAAAGUACUGUAAAUGUUCCUUCAAUGCCUCAGUUACAAAAACCUUCACCAGAUACAACUUCUACAGUUGCUAGACAGCUAAGGCCAAUUGUCAUUGAUGGUUUAAAUAUUGGUCAUGCUUAUGGUUCAGGAAUUUUUUCAGUAAAAGGUAUUGAAAUAUGUAUACAAUUUUUUGCUAAUCGUGGACAUAAAGAUAUAUUAGCAUUUCUUCCACAACAUCGACAGGGACCACCAGGGUCUGAAUCAAAUAUCAUUUUAAAUAAGCUAGUUAAAAAAGGACAUAUUUGUUAUACACCUAGCAGAAAAGUUGAAAAUUUAAGGAUGACUUGUUAUGAUGACCGAAUUAUUCUCAACCAUGCUCAUCAAUGUGGUGGAGUAGUUGUUUCAAAUGAUAAUUAUAGAGAUUUAUAUGAAGAAAGCGAAGCUUUUAAAGAAAUCAUUGGAAACCGGCAAGUAAUGGUCACAUUUGCCAGAGGUCAAAUUAUUGUUCCAGAUGAUCAAUACAAUCGAAAAUCAGAUAUUCGUUCUCUUUCAGAUAUUUUGUGUUUUCCAGCAUAAAUUAAAUUAUUUGCUGGAAAAAAGUAAAAUACAGAGUAUUAAAAAAGAAAAAGAAAAUAA